Molecule: messenger RNA, 815 nt
Organism: Coccidioides immitis RS
Lineage: Eukaryota; Fungi; Ascomycota; Eurotiomycetes; Onygenales; Onygenaceae
Product: U6 snRNA-associated Sm-like protein LSm6
Exons: 3
Coding region: 132-374 (80 amino acids)
Biological process (GO): mRNA splicing, via spliceosome; maturation of SSU-rRNA
Cellular component (GO): nucleolus; sno(s)RNA-containing ribonucleoprotein complex; U4/U6 x U5 tri-snRNP complex
Molecular function (GO): RNA binding
Source: RefSeq, a predicted model, not a curated record
GACAGCUCCUGAUGAUUGUCAGGCCGGCCCUCCGCCAAGAGUCACAGAUUUAAAAAAACCACUCUUCCGCAGCCAGCUAGAGGCUACUACUUUGCCUGAUUUUGAACCAAUUUUUUUCUUUUGCCUCAGCAAUGGAGAGCAGAGGAGCCGCCGACAGCCAGGAUCCCUCGGCAUUUCUCAGCGGGAUCACUGGCGCAUCCGUGACGGUCAAGCUUAAUUCUGGCGUCGUCUACAAAGGCGAACUGCAGUCUAUAGAUGGGUAUAUGAACAUCGCCCUGGAAAAGACGCAGGAAUUUGUCAACGGAAAGUUAAGAAAAUCCUAUGGCGAUGUCUUUGUACGGGGAAAUAAUGUCCUUUACAUCUCAGCCGACUGAUGCCAGAGCCAUGGAAAGUGCUCUUUGGGUUCCGCAGCGAGUAGCUGGGUACCAUCAACUAUGACGUUCCGGCGCGCGUAGUGCACCUGUCCCAGACAGUGGUUUUUCUGUUGGAUGCCGAUUGAUGAUAGUGCACGCACGUGGCGGUUGGGGGCUGCCGCAUUUCGGGGCUGUGGGAGUUUUACAGGCGGGAUGAGGCCUCAGGAUGAGUUGAGACGCAAAAGCUUCAGGGAUCUUGGCGAUACCAACCACUUCUUCAGCGGGGGAUGGAUGGGGGGUAUCCCAAGACCCUCGACAUUGGUUUCAGGUGGAGGCGAUUCUACCUUUGAUAUUUCAUAUGUGGCGCGCUUAAGAAAAGUACACUUUGAACAGGAUGUUACCUCUGAUGUUGUAUGUUCAAUCGUGUUCUCAUGCUUUAUGCGAAAAAUCCUGUCUACUGCA